Molecule: messenger RNA, 537 nt
Organism: Staurois parvus
Lineage: Eukaryota; Metazoa; Chordata; Amphibia; Anura; Ranidae
Source: the annotation of a GenBank genome assembly
UAGUAAGAUAGAGCAUUUCUUUGAAUCCAACACCAUGUAAUGUUCUGCUCUCCCUGCAUGGAGGUCUAGCUACAUGCUUGUCACCCCGGACCCUGCAUUCACUAUGUCCGCUCUCCCCGGACCCCGCUUUCACUAUAUCCGCUCUCCCUGGACCCCGCAUUCACUAUAUCCCCUCUCCCUGGACCCCGCAUUCACUAUAUCCGGUCUCUCUGGACCCCGCAUUCACUAUAUCCGCUCUCCCCGGACCCUGCAUUCACUAUAUCUGCUCUUCCCGGACCCUACAUACACUAUAUCCGCUCUCCCUGAACCCCGCAUUCACUAUAUCUGCUCUCCCCGGACCCCCCGCAUUCACUAUAUCCACUCUCCCCGGACCCUGCAUUCACUAUAUCCGCUCUCCCCGGACCCCGCAUUCACUAUAUCCACUCUCCCCGGACCCCACAUUCAGUAUCGUGAUUUGUCUGUUACCAAGACUAUUGGACUCCCUGCCCAGUGCAGAAUCUGCCAGCCACUGACAUAGGUCCAUGCACACCAACAAUA